CCGGGACAGGAGAGCGAACGGAGGGCUCUUGUGCGGAAAGUCAACGCGUGUCCAGGACUUUAUUUCCCGUUUCUCCCCCUCUUGUUCCCCCUUUACUGAAAUGAGUAAAUAAUCUACGCAGGACCAGUCGUGCACUAAGUUUUCAACUUGGAACUGUUUUGGAAAGAAGCGGAAGAUGGAGGGGUUCAAAGUUAUUGCACUGUGCUUUAUUUUCGGAGCCCUGAGUAACGCCCAGGUACCCGAAUGCAGCAAGAAGAGAGACUGUCCCAUCGAUGUGUACUUCACCAUUGACACGUCUGAGACCAUUGCCCUGCAGGAGACCCCCCCUGGAUCACUUGUGGAGAGCAUUAAGCUCUUCAGUGAGCAAUUUGCAGAUCGCUUAGAAGCGGCCGAAAUCCGAGGUUCCGUGCGAAUCAGCUGGAACAUCGGCGGGCUGCACUUCUCCCAGAGGCAGCAAGUGUUCAGCCGUAUCGGAUCCAAGAGUGAUUUCAUUUCUGGUGUCAGGGGAAUCCGUUACCUUGGCAAGGGCACCUACACGGACUGUGCCAUCACCAACAUGACCCAGGAAAUGCUGCGCUCACCCUCGUACCCCAGCGCCCUCAGAUUUGCCGUAGUCAUUACUGAUGGCCAUGUGACUGGAAACCCCUGCGGGGGUAUCAAAGUGGCGGCGGAGAGGGCGCGUGACGAGGGCAUCCGUAUUUUUGUGGUGGCUGCAUCCAAGAAUAUUGAUGAGACCGGUCUUAGGGAGAUUGCUAACUCUCCGGCGACGGUCUACAGGAGGGACUUCAUGGCCGUUGAUCUGAGCUCCGGAAGAGCUAUCAUCCAGACGGACACCAUUGACCGCAUCAUUAAGACUAUGAUACAUCAGUCAUAUGUGGAGUGCUACAAAGUGACAUGUCUCGAGACAGCUGGGCCACUAGGUCCAAAAGGCCACAGAGGACAGAAAGGUGCUAAAGGAGACAACGGUGAUCCGGGUCCAAAAGGACAGAGAGGUCGUCCAGGUGACCCAGGUAUCGAAGGGCCCAUCGGUCAACCCGGUAUCAAAGGAGAGCCAGGACUCAAAGGCGAGAAGGGAGAGCUUGGAGCCCAGGGGAAAAAGGGUGUAGCCGGAAUCCCAGGACGCAAUGGGACAGAUGGACAGAAGGGUAAAAUUGGGCGGAUUGGUGCUCCCGGCUGCAAAGGAGAUCCAGGGGACAGAGGUUCUGAUGGUCACCCGGGAGAUGUCGGUGAACGUGGUUUUCCAGGGACUGCUGGUGAUAAGGGAGAUCCUGGACGUCCUGGAAGAUCUGGUCCUCCUGGCAUUGCUGGUGAAGCUGGACCAAAGGGAGAAAGGGGAAGUCCUGGAUCGCCUGGCUUGCCUGGACUGAAAGGAUCUGCUGGCACCGCGGGUCUUCCUGGAGGGAGAGGAGAGCCUGGGAGGCGAGGAGAUUAUGGACCUAAGGGUGCUCAAGGACCAGAUGGAGUCAGAGGAGACAAGGGUGAAAUGGGCUCGGAAGGUUUGAGGGGUCUUCCAGGUGAAUCAGGAAACAAAGGGGCAAAGGGGGACAAUGGUCUUCCAGGCCCCAGAGGACCACCAGGUACACCAGGAGAGUCGGGACGAAAUGGCACACGAGGUGACCCUGGUGAUGCUGGACCAAGAGGUGAUCCAGGACAAUUUGGACCAAAGGGAGACCCUGGAAGACCUGGCUUUAGUUAUCCUGGACCCAGAGGACCUUCUGGUGAGAGAGGAGAGAAAGGAAAUCGUGGCCCUCGUGGUGGCAGAGGAGAUUGUGGUCCUAAGGGUGAUCCUGGAAAUAAAGGAACCCCAGGGGAGGCUGGUGAACCAGGACCUCAGGGUGAGCCUGGACCUAGAGGACCCAGAGGAGACCUUGGGCGUGAUGGAGAUGGUGGACCUGAAGGCGACCCAGGCCUCACUGAAUGUGAUGUCAUGAAUUACAUCAGGGAAACAUGUGGCUGCUGUGAUUGUGAAAAACGCUGCGGUGCUCUGGACAUUGUGUUUGUGAUUGAUAGCUCGGAGUCGGUUGGCCUGACCAACUUCACUUUGGAAAAAAAUUUUGUCAUCAACACCAUCAACCGAUUGGGAUCCCUGGCCAAAGACCCCCAGUCGGAAACAGGCACCAGAGUGGGAGUUGUUCAGUACAGUCACAGUGGAACUUUCCAGGCCAUUCGGCUUGACGAUCCCAAAAUUGAUUCACUCUCCUCUUUCAAGGAUGCAGUGAAGCGCAUGGAGUGGAUCGCUGGAGGAACAUGGACUCCAUCUGCUCUGAAGUACGCCUACGAUAAUCUGAUCAGGGACAGCCGUAGAGCCAAAGCCAACGUCACCGUGGUGGUUAUCACCGACGGACGCUUCGACCCCAGAGAUGACGAUUCGUUGCUCACCUACCUCUGCAGUGAUCCCAGUGUCGAUGUGAGCGCCAUCGGUAUAGGAGACAUGUUCGACCAGAUUGAGGAGAAUGAAAUUCUGAAGAGUAUAGCCUGCCAGAGGGAUGGAAGGGUGCUGGGCAUGAGGCGUUUUGCCGACCUGGUGGCUGAGGAGUUCAUUGACAAGAUUGAGACAGUCCUCUGCCCAGAUCCUGUUGUCAUAUGCCCCGACCUGCCGUGUAAGACAGAGCCUGCCGUGGCCAGCUGCGUCCAGCGGCCAGUGGAUGUGGUGUUCCUCUUGGACGGUUCUGAGAGGAUGGGACUGGAGAACCACCGCCGGGCCAAGGAAUUCAUUGAAAACGUGGCCCGUCGCAUCACCCUCGCGAACGGCCAGUCAGAUGAGAGAAAUGCUCGUUUUGCAUUGGUGCAGUACGGCAGCCCAACAGAACAGCGAGUAGAGUUCCCGCUCACACACAAUCUGACGGUCAUCUCUGACUCACUGGCGAGAGUGACCUACAUGGACUCUUCCUCGGCUCUGGGCAACGCGAUCAUCCACGCUGUCAACAAUGUGGUUUAUCGAUCAGGUCCACAGGGGAACCGCUUGGCUCGUCGCAACGCUGAGCUAGCCUUUGUGUUCAUCACAGAUGGCAUUACAUCCGUGGAGCAGCUGGAGGAGGGCGUCUCCUCCAUGAAGCGAGCCGAAGGUGUUCCCACGGUGAUCGCUCUGGGAAGCGACACAGACGAGGAGGUGCUGCGGAAGGUGGCGUUAGGCGACAUGUCGUCCAUCUUCAGAGGCGACGACUACACCAUGUUGAACAAGCCGUCUUUCUUUGAGCGGUUCAUCCGCUGGAUAUGCUAGUGAGGAACUGUAAUGCUCGAUGCCAUAGAAUUAGAAUUUGUAGAAUGAAAGAAGGCGCAGUCCUUCAACGUACACGUGAACACAAAAAGCAGCAGCCGAACCUCUAUGAGCAUUAUCAUUACCGAAUGUAAAGCACUGAUGCAGCUCGAUAUCCCUCUGAUAUGGUGGAGAUUGGUUUACAAAAAGAAAAGGUCUUUGAAGUUGGGUCAACCAUUUGUCACUACUUUGUUCUAUUCAUUCUAACUCUAUGGUCAGCAGCCCAAUCUAAAGACACUCAGCAAAGAUUUGUAUGAUAUGCAUUUGUACGAAAGUAAUUGUAGACUUUGGGUUUUUUUUCUUUUCUCUCUCACUGUUGUCACAUUGUCAGUAUUAAGAAGAAAGGUGCUAAACUAGAGAAAAGAACAAAGUCAUUCUUAGUUCUGAGGACUUUUUCCAUUAUUAUACUAUAAAAUGGCUUGUCAGGGGAAUUAAAACAAUCUCUCAUAUCCCACAUAGAUGCCACAGGAUCAACAACACAAGAUUUAAAACACACCCACACAAAUUUAAAAACAGCAAAAACAUCUGUAAACAUGAAAUCUAAAUAAAGCCAAAUGUGGUAACUCUAA
Messenger RNA from Syngnathoides biaculeatus (alligator pipefish), 3825 nucleotides. RefSeq names its product collagen, type VI, alpha 2 (gene col6a2). The coding region runs from base 176 to 3220 and encodes 1014 amino acids. The record is from RefSeq and is a predicted model, not a curated record. The transcript has 32 exons. NCBI's taxonomy places the organism in Eukaryota, Metazoa, Chordata, Actinopteri, Syngnathiformes, Syngnathidae.